AUGAACUCUCUCCAGCUCAUUCAACAUACAAGUCUACUUUUCCAGAUCCCCUGGCAAUGUUCCACGUUUUACAUGCAAAACCACGUGCUCCCGGGUAAAUCAUCAGAAGAAGCGGCCGGUGGUUUGAUGGCUCCAAGUAGUAGUAGAAGACCAAGUUCAGCUCAUGGACAAGGAGAAGAAGAAGGGUUGAGAAUGAGAACGAGUAGCAGUGGAGAGCAGACGAGGAACCGCCGUCACCGUCUCUCGAAUGAAAUGCGUUCAAUGACACUGGACGAUUCUCGAUGA
Messenger RNA from Caenorhabditis remanei, 285 nucleotides. RefSeq lists its product as uncharacterized. Lineage: Eukaryota; Metazoa; Nematoda; Chromadorea; Rhabditida; Rhabditidae. The transcript has 2 exons. The record is from RefSeq and is a predicted model, not a curated record. The coding region runs from base 1 to 285 and encodes 94 amino acids.